GCAUUGGUGUUGAUGACAUGUUCAUCAUGAUUUCUAACUGGCAGCAGACUAAAGUAAAGGAUCCAGUGGAGAAGAGAAUGGCUGAAACCUUCAAAGAAGCCGCUAUGUCUAUAACUAUCACUACAUUGACUGAUGUACUUGGCUUCUACAUUGGGCUCAUGAGUGAAUUUCGCUCAGUUCGGGCCUUCUGCUUGUACACCAGCACAUCCAUUAUUUUCUGUUACAUUUAUAACAUCCUCUUCUUUGGAAGCGUUCUAGCCCUAAACGGCAGGAGGGAGCAGAGUAACGGACACUGGCUGACCUGCUGGAAACUCCCAACACAGACCCCUGAAGGAAAGUCCCCGGCGUAUCGUCUCUGCUGUGUAGGUGGCGACUAUGACCAAGAAACCGGUGCUGAGAAACAACAGCCCAUAGCACACUUCUUUAAGUCCUAUUAUGGUCCAUUCCUGACCAAGCCCUGGACCAAAGUCUGUGUGAUGUUGUUGUAUUUGGGUUAUUUGGCUGGAGGCAUUUAUGGAUGUCUUAAUUUACAACAGGGCAUUAAUAUGAGGGACCUGGCAGCUGAUGAUUCAUAUGUCGUAAAUUAUUAUGAUGAUGAUCGGAAAUUCUUCUCCAGGUAUGGUCCAAAUAUCAUGGUUGUAGUGACAGAAGAGUUUCCAUACUGGAAUAAGAACAGCAGAUCCAAACUAAACCACUGCAUGGAAAAACUCCACAACUUGACAUUUGUCAAUCAAAAUCUGACUGUCUCCUGGUUAGACUUUUACUUACAAUUUGCUCAAAGCAAAAGCCUAAAUCUAGACAACGAAAAUGUCUUCAUUGAGAAUGUAUCCUCUUUUUUCCUGCUCUAUCCAGAGUUUAAGCUUGACGUUAAUAUCACAGAAAGCAAAAUCAAUGCUUCAAGAUUUUUUGUCCAGACUUUGGAUAUUUCCAAUGCCAGUAUGGAGAUAAUGAUGUUCGAUGAACUCAGAAACACAGCUCAGAGCUGUAGUGCAGCUAAACUUCUAGUGUUUCACCCCUUGUUCAUCUACUUGGAUCAAUAUUCGGUCAUAGUGACCAGCACCAUUCAGACUGUGGGCUUCACCACAGCUGUCAUGUUGGUCGUUGCCUUGUUAUUAAUCCCAAACCCGAUCUGUUCCCUGUGGGUCACGUUCUCCAUCGGCUCAGUCGUCACUGGUGUCACUGGUUUCAUGGCUUUAUGGGGCAUCAACCUAGAUUCCAUUUCAAUGAUCAUCUUGGUGGUGUGCAUUGGCUUCACUGUCGACUUCUCUGCGCAUAUUUCAUAUGCAUUUGUUUCGAGCAAAGAAUUGACUGCCAAUGAGCGGGCAGUUGAUGCAUUGUUUUCUGUGGGCUAUCCCGUGCUACAAGGAGCUGCCUCAACAAUAAUAGGCGUGCUCAUUUUGGCUGCAUCCAAGAAUCACAUUUUCAGGACCUUCUUUAAGAUUAUGUUCCUCGUUAUGCUUUUUGGUUUGGCUCACAGCAUCAUCUUCAUCCCUGUGUUUCUGACCCUACUGUCCUGCAGUUCAACCAAAGCUAAGAAGAAAACAACGACUGUGCCUGAUGUUAUUCCAAAAGUCAUUAUGAUUGAAAACAAAAGCACGGCUUAUGAUAACUAUGCUUUUACUAAGGACAAUUCAACACAGA
Messenger RNA from Sinocyclocheilus grahami, 1641 nucleotides. RefSeq names its product patched domain-containing protein 3-like. NCBI's taxonomy places the organism in Eukaryota, Metazoa, Chordata, Actinopteri, Cypriniformes, Cyprinidae. The annotation marks the transcript as partial. The record is from RefSeq and is a predicted model, not a curated record. Gene Ontology annotation, cellular component: membrane. The transcript has a single exon.